GGAAAGAAAAAACAAACAAAGAAAAGCAAAAUGAUCAUAUAUUUUUAAAAAAGUCUUCUUGCUGAUUUAGUUAUCAUCAAGAUGUAGCUACCUGUACCUCGAGCAGAGCGCUUCAGUUUUGUGUUGGAUCGUUGAGGCUGGAUCACGUGAGAGGCUGGCAUUGGACACCAGACCGAAGGUUUCGAAAAUGAGAGAGGCUCAUAUCAGCCUAAGGAGCCGGAAUGGACACAUCAGAAUCCAGAGUUGUAAAGGGCCAGAAGGCAGCUCCCAUUCCAAAUUACAUUACUGAGGGCUCUGGGAUAUAUGAACGAAGAUAUAUUGGCCACUGCGCCGCACAUCAAAUAUUCUGCAACUAAAAUACAACAGAAGAACAUAUUUUCUGGAGGUCAGCGUAGAUGGAGAAAUUAUGUUUUUUUUUGUUUUUUUUUGUUUUAACUCCACAGCAUCACUCGUGAUUCAAAGUAGCACCUACGAUUUGGAUUAUUGUUUUUCAGUAUUUGUUAUAAAAUUGUUUUAAAAAUGAAUACCGUCUUACCUAAACUGAACCAAACACUUGAGAGGAAGAAACUUUAAAUAAACUCUGCUUGGGAUUCUUAUUAACAAGUAAUACACAUUUUAUACACAUACUCUGUAUAAAAAAAGAUUGGUCCAGACAGGAAGAGGCGACGGAGAGCAGUGGAGAGGCAAGAAGCUGUGACUCCGCUGACACGAAACCAACCGAGGAGCUGGAAGGUGAUGCUGUUAAUCCUGGCCUCUCUGAUGAUAAUUGUGGUCGGGGGGUCUCCCGGGGAGGGCUGGAGCCCCGAGACGAGCCCUGUGACAGAGGGGAGCCCAGGUGAGGCUGGCAAGGAGCUGGGCGAGGUGGCAGACUGGCCCUCCCCGGACCAUCUGGAGAUGAAUGAGUUGGAGGACAGCAGUGCACUCCCCCUCCAGUCCUCCUUGGACAACCUGUUAUCGGAGCCCUCUCUCCCUGAAGUUUCUGAGGACCAUCAAAACCGAUGGGAGCGCUCUGCACCAGGCUCCGGACAACAGAAAGGGUCCAAGAAGGGACGGAGAAAAAGCAAGCCUUCAUCCAGUGGGGACUGCAAGAUACGGACCCUACACGUCCGGGUUCAAGACCUGGGGCUAGGCUAUGAUUCAGAAGAGCUUGUGCUCUUCAAGUACUGCGCCGGGUCCUGCCAGCUCGCCCGCUCGAACCAUGAUGUGACUCUUAGUACACUGCUUCAGAAGAAGAUCAUCCAUGGGGGCCGGGGCGAGGAAAAGAUCAGUUCUCAUCCUUGCUGCCGCCCAACCCGGUAUGAGCCCAUCACAUUCAUGGACAUCCAGAACAGAUGGAAGGCUGUGGAGAAGCUCUCGGCUGCAGAGUGCAGCUGCUUGGGUUGACAGACACACACCACCACCUCCUUGUCUACAGAGAUGAUACAGAAUAGACAGGGCAGAGCUUCUAUUCAAAAAAAUUGUGCCGAUGUGGGGUUGUGACCAAAGGGUGCCGGGGUUGUAGAUCAGAAUGGAAGCCAGCAAGUCUAGCGGCUUCUGUGGUGGCUUUUUACCUCCAGGUGGAGCACUGAUCAUGCAUUCAGAACGUGGUAAUCCUUCAUAGGCUGGGACACCUUGAAGACAGGAGGAAAGAUCGACCUGGUGGUAAAGGGUAUGAUGUCUAUAAUCCCUGCUUGAUGCAUUGCCUGGGCUUCAAUUUGACCCCUCCACCCCUCAGUUCUACUGCUUUCUAGGAAGUUGUAAAACAUCUUGCCAGUAGCGACAAUCCCUGCACCCUGGCACCCAUUAGAUCAGCCAGGGCAGGACAGUGCACUUGCUAGUGGCUCUAGAGACACAGAAAGAAUGGGGGGUUAUCUGCAAGCACUGCCACAGGUCCAUUUAUGCUGCCAGUUACACUCGCUGGGAACCAUUGAGCAAAUUAUGGAGUUCCACCAGGAUCUUCUCAUGCAGAAUUGACUCUCGUCUUAGAAAGAAAAAACAUCAUUAAAAUCUAUGUACGUUUGCUUGUUUAUUCCUGUAAAUUCUGCUAGAUGGUAUUGUUUCAAAGGAGCUGCUUGGAUGUGUGCACCACGGCUGAAGGAACCAAUAGAAAGGAAGGUGAAGUGGGCCACACAUAAUGGACAGUUUGUGUAUUAGAUCGGACUGACGUGACCUUUUUUAUGUUUCAAACAAAUACAUUGCACUGGCAGAAAAGAAAAUAUACAUUUAAAAUGCAUUGUUUAGAAAAGAAAGUGAGGUCAUUUUAUAGAAUGGAGUGAGUGGAUGUCUGGAAUGAAAGAAAGGGCUAUUUACUAUCAGAGCUCCAGUCUCGUUGAAGUGUGCAUCAUGGGUUUGGAUUGCAUAAUUCUGAGACCAUAGACUUGCAGGGCAAGCUUUGUUAGAGCUGCACAAGGGAAGGUGAAGAGAAGAGUUUGGGCAUUUGCUCAUAACCAUCAGACUAGGUUUUUCUCUGAGCUGGCAGGAGAGCUGGAAAGACUAGUGGCAGUCCCUUUUACAUUAACAGCAUCACAUUUAUUUAAAUGCCAACCAUCAAUACACAGUUUUUUGUUUUCUAUUUAUUUUGUAUGUAUUUACUCAGGAUAGCUCAACUGGAAGGCCAUGAGAGAUAGUGAUCAAAGCAGAGGAAAAGCCACUAGAAAUGCAGUAGUAAUUCACUUGCAGUCACUGACUUCCUGUCUCCCCUCAGUCAAAUUUCUGGAACAGUAAGUCUGCUUUACAACCUGUGCAUUAGCAUUGGAUGCUAUGCAUCUCCUUAGAUUAUUGUACUAUAGGCAAAGUAUGCCAGAAUGCCUAGAACCUGGUUUAUUAAUGCAAAUGUCUGCUGCUCAAUAGGUUGUCAGAUGCAGCAUGGUUCACCAGUGCUGUAUGAGAACCUAGUUGGUACUGUAGAAUCCUGGUAGUAGAUUCUGUUUGAUGCAAUAGUUAAAUGAAAUCCAAUUUAAGCUUGUCACAAUAAAAUGUGAUUUUUUUUUUUUUUGAUUUUUUUUUAACAUAGUAACCUCACUAACUUUUGGACAAUGAAAAAUAAUAAUUGUGGGAAAUAGAGGGAGGUGGAUG
Messenger RNA from Acipenser ruthenus (sterlet), 3054 nucleotides. Its product is annotated as artemin-like. Bases 736 to 1383 code for a protein of 215 amino acids. The transcript has 4 exons. NCBI's taxonomy places the organism in Eukaryota, Metazoa, Chordata, Actinopteri, Acipenseriformes, Acipenseridae. Gene Ontology annotation, molecular function: receptor tyrosine kinase binding; growth factor activity; glial cell-derived neurotrophic factor receptor binding. The record is from RefSeq and is a predicted model, not a curated record.